UUAGUGACCACCUACCUAUAAAAAACAAAAAUGCUACCCUUCCCCUUCAAACCGACUUCUGACCUGCAGUCAUAAUUCAAAACUUACAAUGCUAGUUACAAUGUUUAAAAUUAUACUUGUGGUAAUUUUCUGCUCUGCAGUGAGAAUUGCGUGUGGAGAGGAAUCGAGUGGACCGCAACAAAUAAGUACCACUGCCAAAUAUCAUGAUGGUAACAACUGCGAGUGCUCCGUUUUUAACACCUCGGAGCCGUGCCCGGAUCACACAGCAAUCAUGAUUGAAAGCGUCCUCCAGGUCGAGUGCAACGAAGAAGGCAAAGCCACCUGCACCGACAUGUGCAAAGCUUUGGCCCUUGCCGCGCACGAUAAGUCGCCCAAAAUCCUUUGCAGUCAUUUGGGAGACUACAACAAUUUAGAGGUUUUUCUGCACAGCCGCAUUUGUGGUUCCGAGUGGCAAUACACCGGGCUGAACCGUGGCAAUCUGUGCUGUAAGAAAUCCGAAGUAGUCGAAUGCGUACACGAAAAUUAAAAGUUUAGCUUCAUAAAUGUAGUAUGUAUUAGUAGUUGUAGUGUGCUUAUUUUUGUAACUAGAUGAAUCAUAAAUGUUGAUGACGACCGGGCAAUGAAAAUGUACACGAUUUAAAAAAAUAUUAAAAUAUAGAGUGUAACUAUCA
Molecule: messenger RNA, 671 nt
Organism: Photinus pyralis (common eastern firefly)
Lineage: Eukaryota; Metazoa; Arthropoda; Insecta; Coleoptera; Lampyridae
Exons: 3
Coding region: 89-526 (145 amino acids)
Source: RefSeq, a predicted model, not a curated record